Oryza sativa Japonica Group (Japanese rice) is the source of this 1634-nucleotide messenger RNA. Its product is annotated as protein MKS1. Lineage: Eukaryota; Viridiplantae; Streptophyta; Magnoliopsida; Poales; Poaceae. The record is from RefSeq and is a predicted model, not a curated record. Gene Ontology annotation, cellular component: nucleus.
UAAAUUAUACCAUUAUUCCAUAAUCAGCAGCGGUGACGGCUUGGCUUAGCUUAACUUUGGCUUUAGUACUCAUCUCCUACUAAGCUCGUGGACUUUUCCUUCUCUCGUCAACAGCAGCGCACCUCACCUCCGCCGCUCGCCUCGCCUCGCCUCGCCUCGCCUUCCUCCUCCCAUCCUCACCCCGUUGAAUUUCUCCCACCUCCGAUUUCUUCUUCCUCGUUGAACCAUUCCCCACCCUUCUUCUCCUCCUCAUCCUCCUCUCCGCGCCCCGCCUCUGCGGCGAGGUAGGUGUUCGAUCGGUCGGAUGGACGCGUCGGAUGGCCGCCCGUCGCCGCGGAGCCGGCAGCUGCAGGGCCCGCGCCCGCCGCGGCUGGCCGUCAGCAAGGACUCCCACAAGGUCAGGAAGCCGCCCGUCGUGCCGCAGCCGCGCGGGGGCGGCGGGGUGGUGGCUGGGCCGUCGCGGCCGCAGCAGCAGCAGCAGCCGCGGGCGCCGGUCAUCAUCUACGACGCCUCGCCGAAGGUUAUUCACACCAGGCCCAGCGAGUUCAUGGCGCUCGUCCAGCGCCUCACUGGCCCUGGCUCCGCCGCCGUGGCGGCGGUGGCUGCUCCCGUGGCCGCUGGCUUCCACACCGAGGCGUCGUCGUCGUCGUCCGCCUCCGCCUCCGCGCUGCCGCCGCAGUUCCAGCUGCCGCAGGAGUUCAUGCUCUCCCCGACCGCCGCGCUCUCCCCCGCCGCGAGGUACGCCGCCAUCGAGAGGUCCGUACGGCCGCUUCCCCCCACCACCGCGCACUACUACACCGCCGACGCCGACGACCCCAUCCUGCUCGACGUCGACGGCGACGCCGCCGCCUUUGCGGCGGCCCUCGGCCCCGCCCGCCCGAGCAUCCUCUCCCCGGUGCCCUCCGCGCUGCCGCCCGCGGCGUCGUCGGGGCUCUUCUCCCCGCUCGACCAGGCCUCCCUCUCCUGGCUCAGCGACCUCAGCCCCUUCCUCCACUCCGCCGGCGCCGCCGCCGCACCCCCGCCGCCGUUCGCGCCGAGCCCCCGCAGCCUGCUGCUGUCCACGCCCACCAUGCCGUCGCCGGCGACCUUCUCCGUCAUGGAAUUCUUCAGCAGCAACUUCCCGGACCUGUAAACUAAUCCCAGCUCACCUCAUUUGAUUACUCCCUCUCGCGUCCGUGUCACCCCCGGGGUUAAUUACUUUAAUCCUUAAUUAAUCUUUUACCGCGUGCGCCGGCGAGGUUAAAAAGUAAAAAAUCACAUUGCCGCGCCGGUGAGGUAACUUCCAGCGAGGCGGGCGGGUUGGCGAGAUGGCACGGUCGUUCGAUUUUUUAAUGGAGGAAAAAGAAAACAAUAUUCUCAGAUAUUUUCUCCUGUGGGUGAGGGGAAGUUGGCUUGGCUAAGCUAGCAUUAAUUGUUGGAGUAGGUGAAUUUCUCUUCUCAUACUUGCUUCCUCUCCUACUGUUAAUGUAUUGAUAAUUUGAUAUUAUAAUCAGCUUUAGGUAGGCUAACCUCUCGUUGGCUUUAUUUUUCUUCCUCUUUUUCUUCUUUUCGUUCUGCUGAUUGUGUAACUUGUAAACGAAGGAGAUGAUUGAUUGGUUGAUUUAAUGCUAGUUUCAUUUGUUCAUUCUUUAUUA